Peronospora matthiolae is the source of this 1395-nucleotide messenger RNA. The record is from the annotation of a GenBank genome assembly. NCBI's taxonomy places the organism in Eukaryota, Oomycota, Peronosporomycetes, Peronosporales, Peronosporaceae.
AUGAGUGCACUCAUCAAGUACAUCGCUGCACGCUCGGGAAGCGCCGUCGCUCCUGCUGCCGCCCGCGCCAUGUCCACCUCCUCGACGUCGCUCCUUGACGAGCUCAAGCAGCAGCUCCCCGUGCGUCAGGAGGCGCUCAAGAAGCUCAAGGCCGAGCACGGCCACAAGUCGCUGGGCGAAGUCACAGUCGAGCAAACGCUUGGCGGCGCUCGUGGCAUCAAGUCUCUUUUAUGGGAAACGUCUCUACUGGAUGCUGAAGAAGGCAUUCGCUUCCGUGGCCACACGAUUCCCGACCUCCAGAAGGUACUACCGACCAGCAUCCAAGGCGGGGAACCCCUCCCUGAAGGUCUGCUCUGGCUCCUGAUGACGGGUGAAGCGCCUACAGACGCUCAAGCAGCGAGCGUCACUGCUGAGCUCCACGCCCGUGCCAAGGUGCCGGAGCACGUGACGAAGCUCAUCCGGGACCUCAAACACGCGCAUCCCAUGACACAGCUGUCGGCUGCUGUUACCGUCAUGAACACGGAGAGUGUCUUUGCCAAGAAGUACGCGGAAGGCAUUCACAAGUCGACGUACUGGGAGCACACGUACGAAGACAGCAUGAACCUCACUGCGCGGUUGCCGGAGAUUGCAGCUCUCAUCUACCGCAACACGUACUACAGCGAGUCGAACCACGCGUACGACGCGAGUCUCGACUAUUCGGCCAACUUUAAUCGCAUGUUGGGCUACGACAAUAGCGAGUUUGACGAGCUCAUGCGUCUCUACCUCGUGAUCCACAGUGAUCACGAAGGUGGCAAUGCGAGUGCCCACGCCACGCACCUCGUUGGAUCGACUUUGUCGGAUCCGUACCUCGCUUUAGCCGGUGGGCUGAAUGCCCUGGCCGGUCCGUUGCACGGUCUGGCUAACCAGGAGGUACUGGGCUGGAUCCUCGACCUCCAGGCCGAGUUCCACUCGAAGGGGCUCGAGGUGAACAAGGAGACGAUCACGCAGUUUGCCUGGGACACGCUGAAUGCUGGCAAGGUCAUCCCGGGCUACGGCCACGCGGUGCUGCGCAAGACGGACCCGCGUUACACGUGCCAGCGCGAGUUUGGCCUCAAGUACAUGCCCAACGAUGAGCUGUUCCGUAUUGUGGAUACGAUUUACCAGGUCAUGCCGGGUGUUUUGACCGAGCACGGCAAGACGAAGAACCCGUACCCGAACGUGGACUCGCACAGCGGCGUGUUGCUCCAGUACUACGGCAUGACGCAGAAGAAUUACUACACGGUGCUGUUUGGUGUGUCGCGUGCGAUUGGCGUGCUCUCGCAGCUCUUCUGGGACCGUGCACUGGGUCUGCCGCUCGAACGCCCCAAGUCGGUGACGAGUGAGUGGAUCAACAACCACUUUGCCAACAAGAAGUAG